AUGCCCUACCACAGAGUCCUUCGCCUGGUCCUGCUAACGCUGUGCGGCAUCCUGGUCCCUGCUGUGCUGGCAGCAGAGUACCCGCAGGGCCCGGUCCCCACCCUCUGGAACGAGCCACCCGAGCUGCCCUCUGGAGCUGGCCCCUUCGACACCACCACAGCCCGGCUCUCAGAUGCCACCGCCUUCCCCCCGUACACCUCCGAGCUGGAGCCCGAGGACACCACCCACCUGCACCGGCUGGACGCCGGGGACGGCUCGCUGGGGCCUGGAGCUAUCGGUGCCAUUGUCAUCGCCUCCCUCCUGGGUACGUCUGUGCUUGUGGCCUUGGUUGUCAUCACGCUGAGAAAGUUCUCUGCCUCCUGAACUCAAUAAAAGAUUUUUCU
Molecule: messenger RNA, 383 nt
Organism: Charadrius vociferus (killdeer)
Lineage: Eukaryota; Metazoa; Chordata; Aves; Charadriiformes; Charadriidae
Gene: SNORC
Product: chromosome unknown open reading frame, human C2orf82
Exons: 3
Coding region: 1-363 (120 amino acids)
Biological process (GO): cartilage development
Cellular component (GO): cell periphery
Source: RefSeq, a predicted model, not a curated record